GAGGCGCUGUAAGUUUAGUGCGAUUAGUGAGAAGCUACCAUGUGAUACGCAGAGAAUAAACCUAGAAAACAUGCAUUAUUUUUACUCGUUAUUCAUCUAAAAGACAUUUGAAGGCAGUUGAUUGAACUGACAGACUUGUAUACAUCGAUAUCUGAGGGAAAACAGUGAGCAAAAUAUUGAAAAACUGCUAAAUGUUCCUAUGUAACAUAUCAUGUAUGCAAUGUGUGUAGUUAGUAAAGCGGGUUUAUGAUUAAUGACACUCUAUAAGUGAUAGAAUCAGUGUGAUUUUGUAUUGUGAACGUCACUUGCGUUUAAUUCAUCGCUUUGUGGAGUUUCUGAAUGGAUGACAGUGGUGAAAAUGAGUUCUCAGGAUAAGAAUACAGAUUCAGAGCACAGACAUGAGGAACUCACCAGCACUGACGACAACAAACAGGAGGCAGUUAUUUGUCUGGGCAACAAUGAAGUGAAGAGUCGUGCGGUAGUGAAAUACUCGGCGGCUCCGCCCCCCACCACCUAUGCACUACUACAAGAGAAGACCGACCUUAAAUUGCCUCCAGCAAACUGGCUUAGAGAGAAUACUCAGCUGGGGCCUGCAGGAACCACUGUACUUGGGUCCAGUCGGAAGAGCAAACCUUUUUCCAGUUUUGGGAUGGCCUAUGACUUCCUCGAUUGUAUUGGUGAUGAUGUUGACGUUGUGUCUGAUUCAGAGAACAUCAAGAAGUUGUUGAAGAUCCCGUACAGUAAGUCUCAUGUCAGUAUGGCUGUUCAUCGAGUGGGCAGCACUCUACUAUUUGAUGAGCUGGACAUACAGGAACUCUUCAUGCGGUCAUCACAGACUGGUGACUGGAUGUGGCUGAAGGAGUUCUACCAGCGUCUUAUUGACCAGAAGUGGCAGAGGAAGAAGAAAAGUAAAGAACAUUGGAAUGAGAAGGCCAUUCUCUCUAAAUUCCUCUAUUACAGUAUUAACAGUGAUGGGACUGCAGUGCCUGUCCCAUCAGAUUCAGACCAGACGGCAGAGGAGACUUGUGGGACGGUGGGUGAUGGACCAUCUUGGCCUGCUACCUUCAACAGUUCCCCAUCUGAUUCAGAGGAGCCGGCAGUGCCCAAGGAGGAGCAGGUGGAUACAUAUGCUCUGGGUCAUGUGUCUUCAGUUCCCAAAGAGCAGAACCAGCCCACACUGUUUAAUGAAGGGGAGAACAGUCAGGGUUUGAGGAAUGACUUUGUCCGGAAUAUUUUAUGGACAUUUGAGGACAUCCAUAUGCUUGUUGGAUCAAAUAUGCCAAUAUUUGGAGGUGGUCGAUACCCAGCAGUCAGUCUACGACUCAGGGACAACAACAAACCAAUCAAUGUUCUCACAGGACUUGAUUACUGGUUGGAUAAUUUGAUGUGUAAUGUACCAGAGCUGGUCAUGUGUUUUCAUGUCAAUGGUAUUGUACAGAAAUAUGAGAUGAUAAAGACAGAGGACAUCCCAGAUUUAGAGAAUUCCACAUUCUCAACACGGGUUGUGAAGGAUAUUGCGCAGAAUAUCCUCUCAUUCCUGAAAUCUAACUGUACCAAAGAAGGCCAUACCUACUGGCUCUUCAAAGCCAGUGGAAGUGACAUCGUGAAAUUGUAUGACCUCACAACCCUGUGUGAGGAGGCGGCGGAGGAGAAAUGCCAAAAUCCCUUCACACUUCCUGUAGCAGUGCUGCUUUACAAAGUGGCCAGCAAUAUGAUGCUAAAGAAAAGCCAAAACAGGAAGAAUUAUGGCACAAUUAGAACUCUGCUGCUCAACUGUAUUAAACUGCUAGAUGAGGAGCGACAUCCACAGAUCAUCGCGUCUGCUCACUACAUGCUGGCAGAACUCUUCCAGCUGGAUGAUGUGAGUGUAGAGGAGGGGAACGGGGAGUCCCUGAGGGGCGGAGGCUCUGAAGACAGCUACAGUGAUGAAGAGGAGGAGGAAGAUGAAGAUGAAAACUGCUCCUACAGUACCUCCUCAGAGCUGCAGGAUGACUCCAAAGCUGUGGCUGUCAUCAAGUCUGUCGGCGAGCUGUCCGUUCCCGAGAAAUACAAGAGCACACACCAGAUCAGACCCAACUGUGCAUUUCCUGUGUCACAAGACAAAGAGGAAAAAUGCAGACUGGUUCUCAGUUAUGUUCUGAAAGGUCUGAAGGCAGUAGAUGGCAGUAUAAAGAAGGAGAGUGACCUGCCUGCAGCUGACCCCAGCACACCUAUCCCUCUAAAAUAUGAAGAGAGAAGUCAGAAAGGAGCCAGAGAUGUGGAAAAAGAGAUUGCUCUCCUCCUGGACAGAGUCAGUCUGUGUAACGCAGAGGCAAAGAUGCCAACACGCUAUGGGAUGUUACCGGGCACAUGGCAGCACCGUAUGAAACAGCAGCUGUUUCUGAAAGCGUCAAAAGCAUAUUAUGUUCUGGCAGACGCUGCAACCAACCUGCUGAAGUAUGGACGGGCACUACGCUACAUUAAAUUGGCUCUACAGUGCCACGAUGCGUAUUGCUCCAUCAAUGGAGGUCUCCAGCCGCAGGUGCUUCUGUUCCACUGUCAGUGUCUGUCUCUGUGUGGAGAUAUUCAGCUGAUGUUGGCCCAGAAUGCCUCAAACAGAGCCGCAUAUCUAGAAGAAUACAGCUACCAGACUAAAGACGACCAGGAGAUCUUACACUGCAUGCAUCGCGAGAGCUGCUGCCAAGGUCUGGACACUUUUAGCAUGGCCACUGAUCUGGCCACAGACCCAGAGUACCAGCUGAUCGUCAGCAGCAAGUGUUAUGAGGCCGCCCAUGACCUUUUGACCUCAGGAGUUCUGAAGGACUUGGGUCAAGAGCAGUUGGGUCAGGUUCUCAAACGGCUCGGGAACAUCCGUAACGAGAUGGGUGUGUUCUACAUGAACCAAGCAGCGGCCCUGCAGACGGAGAAAGAAAGAGUGCGCAGGAGUGUGUGCGUGGCAGAGCAGGAGUUGUGGAAGAAGAGUUUCUCAUGUUUCGAGAAGGGAAUGGAAGAUUUCCAGGCCAUUUCAGACACUGUAAACACAGCACUGCUGCUGUGUAACAUCGGGCGACUCAUGCGGAUCUGCGCACAGGCUCACUGUGUCGUGACAUCAGGGCACAGCCGUGGAGAAUUCUCACCUGAAGAGGCCCUUUACUACAACAAGGCGUUAGAUUACUAUCAGAGAGCGCUGAAGUCUCUGGGCUGCAGGGACAGUCACUCAGCUGUCUGGGACUCUGUUAACUGGGAGCUCUCGACCACAUACUUCACUCUGGCCACACUGCUUCAGGACUACGCUCCACUGUCCCGCAAAGCACAAGAGCAGAUUGAGAGAGAGGUGACGGAGACCAUGAUGAAGUCUCUACGCUACUGUGACCUGCAGACCGAAUCAGCUCGCCAGCCGCUCUACCAGUACAGAGCAGCCACCAUCCACCAUAGACUGGCUUCAAUGUACCACAGCUGCUACCGCAACCAGGUUGGUGAUGAGAGCGUUCGUAAGCAGCAUAAAGUUCUGGCAGAGCAGCAUUACAGUAAAGCUGUGCGACUCUUCGUAAGUCUGAGCGACGCUCCGUGUGAGCUGCUCCGCACGCUUCUGGAGAGAGUGGCCUUUGCUGAGUUCACCAUGGCAGGACAGAACAGCUGUGCAGUGAAACUUAAAACUUUGACAGGAGCUCUGGAGAUCAUGUCUGAAACUCGACAUGCAUUUAAGCUUAUUCAUAAAGAGCUGUUGGAGCAACAGGAGAAAGUGGAGAGUUCGGAUUGCUCUUCCUCCUCCGAGCUGAACAUAGAAGAGGUUGUGAAGUUAAUCGGUGUCUUUGAGUCCAGUUUCUCCUUCCUGUUGCUGCAGCUGAUUAAACUCACCACUGGAAAUAAACGCAAACUAAGCGGUAAAGAAGAGGAGCAGGUAAAGGUCCAUAAGAACGUAUAUUCUCGGCUGUUGCGGGCUGAAAAGUCUGUCCCACUCAUUCAGCGGGUUUCCCUCUUCCUUGAGCUGCUGGAUCAGCUAAGCCCACCCACAGGAAGUGAUGAAACAAGCUCGUCAUCUUGAGAAAACCAAUCAAACUGGUUCAACAAUCUCUCUUGGCCUCAUUACUACUGGACAUGUGACAGUUUGGAGUUACAAUCAUCUUGCUUUCACACACCAAACCACAGCUUGGAAAAAAGCUAAUGAUCAAGGCAAAAGACAGAGAUGGCCUGUUUUCAUCUGUUUUCAGAAAGGGACGUGGAAUAUGAAUGUGAACCACAGCUCACACCGGCAGUGCCUUCCUAUCUCAAUCACAGUCUUCAAAUGAUCUUGUCAAACUUUUUCUGUAAAGAAAAUUAUAUGAUAGCAAUAAACACAAAUUUACAGUUGUUUGUAAAGCACAUUUUUAUUGCUAAUGGGACAAUAUGCACAAAAUGUGAUCCUGUGAUGUUUUACACACUUUAUUUCUGAGAAGCACAUAUCUCAGGCUUGUGUUUUUUCUGGUGCAGAAAUAAUCUUAUGAAUUGUUCAAAAGAAGAAAAUAAAAGUU
Myxocyprinus asiaticus (Chinese sucker) is the source of this 4490-nucleotide messenger RNA. RefSeq names its product erythroid differentiation-related factor 1-like. NCBI's taxonomy places the organism in Eukaryota, Metazoa, Chordata, Actinopteri, Cypriniformes, Catostomidae. The record is from RefSeq and is a predicted model, not a curated record. The transcript is spliced from 25 exons. Gene Ontology annotation, biological process: positive regulation of DNA-templated transcription. Bases 344 to 4024 code for a protein of 1226 amino acids.